This is a messenger RNA of Aedes albopictus (Asian tiger mosquito), 1029 nucleotides long. RefSeq lists its product as uncharacterized. The coding region runs from base 1 to 1029 and encodes 342 amino acids. The record is from RefSeq and is a predicted model, not a curated record. The transcript is spliced from 2 exons. Lineage: Eukaryota; Metazoa; Arthropoda; Insecta; Diptera; Culicidae.
AUGACCACCAAUUUCAGUCAAAAACUGAAACUCCGUGGAUUUCCCGAUCACUUGACUGUUCAAGGAAUCGGAGGUUCCAAUUCAGUAUCCCGUAGACGAGUGAACGCUCGGAUCCUUCCCCGGUCCGGUGAUAUUUCGUCCUACAACGAGGACAUGUCGUUCUACAUUCUACCGGAGUUGACAGCCACUCUGUCAGUCCAAAGGGUCAGUGUCGGUCAAUGGAAGCCGCCAUCCAGUAUCGUGUUGGCCGAUCCACAAUUCUGUGAGCCCGAGCAGAUCGACAUCAUCAUCGGUGCCGAGUAUUUCUACGAUUUUCUCACCGAAGGACGAAGCAAGAUUAGCGAGGAGGGACCAACUCUGCAGAAUACUGUCUUCGGUUGGAUUGUUUCAGGACGCAUUCUUGAUCAACCAGUGAGUCCAACGCAAGCAGUUUCGUUUUCGUGCACGCUAGCGGACAUCCAGGACCAGCUAGCACGCUUCUGGGAGUUGGAGUCCUGCAAGUCCAGUAGCAUCCAGUCGGUAGAAGAAUCAACGUGCGAGACCAUCUUCGACGAGACAACAACUCGGGAUAGCAGUGGCAGAUUCAUAGUGUCGUUGCCGAAGAAGGAGUUCGUCAUGCAGCAGCUUGAAGCCAACCCCGAGCUGAAGACUCAGUACCAUCAGUUCAUCCGAGAAUAUGAGCAGCUUGGCCAUAUGAAGCAGGUGGACAGCGAAGAUCCAGACUUUCCCAUCUUCUUCCUUCCGCAUCACGCAGUGUUGAAGCCAGACAGUACCACGACGAAGUUGCGGGUAGUAUUCGACGCAUCCUGCAAAACGUCCACAGGAGUUUCGUUAAACGAUGUCCUGAUGGUCGGACCCGUCGUUCAGGAUGACCUGCUGGUGAUUCAACUGCGUUUCCGUCUCCACCGAAUAGCCGUUGUCGCAGACAUGGAGAAAAUGUAUCGGAUGAUCCUCGUCUAUCCGUCAGAUCAACGGCUCCAGUGCAUUCUGUGGAGGGAUACUCCGAACGAACCUAUCCCCACGUAUUAG